Messenger RNA from Paramecium tetraurelia, 1086 nucleotides. RefSeq lists its product as uncharacterized. The record is from RefSeq and is a predicted model, not a curated record. The transcript has a single exon. Lineage: Eukaryota; Ciliophora; Oligohymenophorea; Peniculida; Parameciidae.
AUGAAACAAAUCAUAUCUAAUGUUUCAGAUAAUUUCCUCACAGAACCUCGCUCCUCAUAAUAAUCAUGCCAUGUUAUCAAAUCAAAGCCUCUCAUAACAUAUACACCUCUACAAGUAAACAAACCCCAAAAUUUGAUUCAAUCCUUAAAUGGAUUAUGCAAGUACUUUAAUAAAAAAGAUGAGAUGAAGUAGAUAACUUAUUUUGCUCCUAAAAGUGUUUAGAGAUCCUCUGCAUCUUUAUCUCCAAGAUAAAUCAUUACAAAUAGCAUCUCAGAUAACAGUCCUGUAUUGGUCAAACAACUCCUUUGCAGCUAAAAGUAUCUGAAAGAGAAUCUCAAUCCCAAAGAGGGAAUCAGCAUUACCGAAUUUAAAUCAGUAACUCAAUUAAUGUUACCUUUUUAGGAUCAGAAAUUAAUGAAAGUUAAUGAUAGUAGUCAUAAGAGAAGUAUGGGUAGAUUCGCCAAAAAUCAGAAAUCCAGAAAUGCUUCUGUUCAAUAUCAUGAAGACUGGAAAUCGAAAUAUGAGGACUUAUAACAGAGCUUAUGCCAACGCAUUCAAUAAUUAGAAAAUGAACUUGAGGAUAUGGAGAAGAAUAGGAAGAUCGACAGGAUGCACUCUGACGAAUAAACAAACUAAUACAUCGAACAAUUACAAUCUAUUAUUGCAGAGAAAGAUCAAGUGAUUUAUUAAAUGGAUUAAAAACAUUAAGAAUUAGAAUAGAUAAUUCAAAAGCAAUAAGAAGAACUUGAUAAAUACCAAUAAUAAGAUAAACCUAGAUAUUGUGAUAAUCUCGAAAUUAAAAGAUUGUACAUGGUAGAUUAAUAAUUUCAAAAAUUAAAAGGAUAGCUUCCUGUAUUAGCAUCUACACUUCGGAAUAUAGAACAAAUAUUGGAUACAUCAUAAGCUUAAUAAAAUAAUCUGUCUUUGUCUUCAGUUUCUGUGGUUGAGAUGAUUAAUGAAAUGAACCAAGGCAUUGGACUUGGUAUUCAAAACUCAAAUCGAAAUAAUGAGUUAUUGUUUCGCAACAUUUCUGAAAGCAAACCAUUCAAUUUGUCUGAUAUUUUAUCAAGAAAAAAGCAAUAAUGA